AUGCCCGCUGAUCAUGAGCCUGCUCUAGCUGACCCAGAGCCGGAUAUUGCACCAGAGCCUGUUAUUGCUCACGACCCUUUACCUGUGCACGACCCUAUCCCCGUUGAUGCACCAGUUAUUGCACCACCAGUUGUUGAUAUUCCAGUUAUUGCACCACCAGUUGUUGAUGUUCCUGUUGUUGUUGCACCACUGCCCGACCCGACCCCUGUGUUUGUUGACCGUGCACCUUUUGCCACACACGUUGAUCCUAGAUAUGCUGACACCCGUAAUGGGUGGAUUGAGGAUGACGAUUAUCCUCCUUUUGUUCGACUAGUCACUCCCCCUGCUACACCUGUUUAUGCACAUGUUGAUGUCCCACAGUAUCACCCUCACAUGUCAGACGUUCACCGCAUGGAUUUACCCAUCACUUUUCUCCAGGACAUUCCUCCUCCCCGUCCAGGGGAAGGACCUUCUACUCAGCAGCACGAUCACAUGCCACCUAUGACAGCAACCUUUCCAUUUAUGCCCCCUUUUGUACCUGCUGCACACACUGCUUUCUCUUCUUCAGCACCCAUGGGCGAGCCAUUUAUGUGGUCUUCGCCCAAUGUCAUGCCUUUGUCAGAUCCAUACCAUCCUUUUCAUGUUGGGUAUACGGCGGAUGAUAUACUUCUAUCCUUGCAGUUACAGCAGGAUAUGUUGAGCCGGAGAGUCGCUGAGCUCGAGAGGAUCCCGCGUCCUCCAUCUUUUGCUGAUCCAUCACAGUCUGCUUUUCCACCCGCUCCACUCUUUCCUUAUCCAGAUUUUUACAUCUGA
Messenger RNA from Helianthus annuus (common sunflower), 792 nucleotides. RefSeq names its product leucine-rich repeat extensin-like protein 3. The record is from RefSeq and is a predicted model, not a curated record. NCBI's taxonomy places the organism in Eukaryota, Viridiplantae, Streptophyta, Magnoliopsida, Asterales, Asteraceae. Bases 1 to 792 code for a protein of 263 amino acids. The transcript has a single exon.